CACAUCUCCUGGGGAAUAUCAUAACAUUCCGUUACUGAAAUACAAAUCUGACUACCAAAAACAUUUUAACUUUGCUAAAUUCAAUCCAAAGUAUGUUGAAGCAAUUCAGACCCCGGACGCUCAAGGUGCCGCUUGUGAGAUGGAACUCGGUGUUGCCGUCACGCACACCAGACGCCUCUGACGCCUCCGCGACCAAAUGCUACGAAGGCUUAUACAAACCGCCAGAUAGAGCCACCUGGAUGGAAGCGCUCACCGAAAGAAACAGACAGUUGGCGCAGGGAAAGGUUUUGGAUUCCUAUUCGUUUCUGACGCCCAAGACAACCGCUGUGGGUGAAAAGACCCGUGGGGACUCGUUUUCUUAUACGCUUUUGCCCUUUAAGGACGACAAGUGGUUGUGUGACUCGUAUAUCAAUGCGUUUGGGCGCUUGCGCGUCGGAACGCUCUUCCAGGACUUGGACUCCUUAGCGGGGAAAAUUGCGCACAGCCAUUGUUCUCCCGCAGAGCCUAUGAACGUGACGGCGUCUGUGGACCGAAUUUACAUGGUGAAGCAUGUGGAUGAGAUGUUCAAGUUCAACUUUGUGCUUGCGGGAUCUGUCACGUGGACGGGUACCUCUUCCAUGGAGAUCUCCGUGAAGGGGUAUGCGUUUGAGGGGGAAUAUCCCUCGGAAAUCGUCGAGGCCAACCUUCCAAAGGAGAAUGUCUUCUUGACCGCCAACUUCACGUUUGUGGCUCGUAACCCGGAGACCCACAAGUCGUUCCCGAUCAACCGUUUGUUGCCGGUAUCCGAGCAGGAGUGGUUGGAAUACAGACGUGCCGAGUCGCACAACUCUCAGAAGAAGUUGAGAGCCAAGUCGGAGUCGUUGGAACACACGUGCCCGACCUCUGAGGAGUCUAAGCUUAUCCAUAGCAUGUGGUCUGCCUCCAAGGAAUACGGUGAUUCCAAGGCGUUGACUCACGGCUCGACGUCCUUGAGCUUUAUGAAGGACUCAGAGAUGUCCUCCACCUUGAUUAUGCAGCCACAGUUCAGAAACAGACAUUCGUACAUGAUCUUUGGGGGGUAUUUGAUGCGACAGACAUUCGAGUUGGCCUACUGUGCCUCUGCUGCGUUUGCCAAAGCACCCCCACGAUUCGUGUCCUUGGACUCUGUCGCCUUCAAGUCUCCCGUCCCCGUCGGAUCUGUGUUGUACAUGCGUGCCCAGGUUGUUUACACGGAACACAUCCAUGACCCUAGCGAGACAUCCGAGUCCCACAAUUCUGAUUCGUUCGCCAGGGCGUUUGAACUUGCCCCGGCGAACAGCUUUUCCCCCAACAAGGAGAGCUUUUUGUCUUCGCCAGGGACCUUGAUCCAGGUCAAGGUCAAUACUUCUGUCAAGUCCUUGGACCACGAGACCCACAAGGAGUCCGGGAGCUUUAUCUAUUCGUUCUUUGUGCCACGCGAUGUGGAGGGUGACGAGACCCCCGGUUACUGCUCGGUCAUUCCAAAGACCUAUUCCGAGAUGAUGGAGUACGUUGAGGGCAGAAGAAGAGCCUACGACACUGCUAGAUACGUUAGGCAAAUCUCUUAAAUAGUGUAUGAUAUGGAAAUAAUGUUGAAGUUGACGAGUGAGAGGCGGUAACAGAUGUAUCAAAAAAGGGAGAUAGUCUCCAAACGACUAAUAUCACAACGGAUGGAGCUCGGUAUGAGUAAUAAAUAGAAAAGACAAAGGAUUCUUGGUCACGUUAGUAUCUUUUAGGGUUUCUGCUUCGACUUGUAUUCUCACUUAUUCCCUUUUGGUACAUUAUUGGACUAGAAUGGUUUGAUCUCGGCUUUAU
Babjeviella inositovora NRRL Y-12698 is the source of this 1812-nucleotide messenger RNA. RefSeq lists its product as uncharacterized. The transcript has a single exon. Gene Ontology annotation, molecular function: fatty acyl-CoA hydrolase activity. The record is from RefSeq and is a predicted model, not a curated record. Gene Ontology annotation, cellular component: mitochondrion. NCBI's taxonomy places the organism in Eukaryota, Fungi, Ascomycota, Pichiomycetes, Serinales. Gene Ontology annotation, biological process: acyl-CoA metabolic process. The coding region runs from base 93 to 1565 and encodes 490 amino acids.